Hordeum vulgare subsp. vulgare (domesticated barley) is the source of this 1599-nucleotide messenger RNA. RefSeq names its product putative ALA-interacting subunit 2. Bases 129 to 1172 code for a protein of 347 amino acids. NCBI's taxonomy places the organism in Eukaryota, Viridiplantae, Streptophyta, Magnoliopsida, Poales, Poaceae. The record is from RefSeq and is a predicted model, not a curated record. Gene Ontology annotation, cellular component: endoplasmic reticulum; plasma membrane; Golgi apparatus. The transcript has 9 exons.
GGCUCUCCCACCUGCAGCAUUUCUGCUUCUUCUUCUCCCCCGAUCUCUCCUCCGCGACCUGCUCCGAUACCCUGCGAGCACGGACUCCUGCAAGCGGAAGGGGCUUCUCAGGCGAGCUCGCAGGCGUGAUGGACGAGGCGGGCACCUCGGCGUCCGCAGGCUCCGCACCGCGCGGGGGGCGCCCGGCGAGAUCGGGAGGUGAGCCAGUAUUCUAUAAAUUCACCCAGCAGGAUCUUCCAGCUUGGAAACCGGCAAUGACACCAGGAUACGUGAUAGCCAUUUUCUUGGUAAUUGGGAUUAUUUUUGUACCGGUCGGACUAAUUUGCCUUCAAGCUUCAAACAGAGUUGCAGAAGUUGUUCACCGCUAUGAUAUUGAUUGUCUACCUAAUGCUUACAGAAGUAAUAAGCAGGCUUAUAUCAAAGACAGCUCAAUUUCGAAGAAGUGUAUUCAGAAAGUGAAGGUUCAAUACCAUAUGAAAGCUCCAAUUUAUGUGUAUUAUGAACUCGACAACUACUACCAGAAUCAUCGUAGGUAUAUCAAAAGUAGAAGCGACAAACAACUACGCUAUGGGCUGAAGUACACUGAUAGCUCAUGCAGUCCAAUAGAAAGGAGCAACGGCCUUCCAAUUGUUCCCUGCGGAUUGAUUGCCUGGAGCUUGUUCAAUGAUACUUAUGACUUUACCCGUGGAUCCAUGGGAAUAAUGGUUGAUAGGAAAAAUAUUUCAUGGAGAAGUGAUCGGGAACAUAAGUAUGGCAAGGAUGUCUAUCCUUUCAACUUUCAGAAUGGAUCCUUGAUUGGAGGAGGGAAGCUUGACCCUGAUAUACCACUAAGCAAUCAGGAAGAUCUUAUUGUGUGGAUGCGCGCAGCUGCUCUUCCCCAGUUUCGAAAGCUGUAUGGUGUCAUUGAAGAGGAUAUACAAGCUGACGAAAUCAUUACCAUGCACAUAACAAACAAUUACAAUACCUACAGUUUUGGUGGAAAGAAAAGCCUGGUUCUUACAACAUCAACCUGGCUAGGUGGCAAGAAUGACUUCCUUGGAUAUGCGUACCUUAUCACUGGUUCCUCGAGCAUUUUCUUGUCCAUUGUCUUUGCUCUGAUCCAUGUGAAAAUCCCAAGGCCACAAGGUGAUGCUGCUUACCUAUCUUGGAGCAGGAAAAACGGCAAUAACUAAGCUUCUGUGCACAAUUCGUUUUGUGUGUAAGAGCUAGUAGCUUAGAACCCUGUCCGGAGGUUCAUUAUGUCUCGGUGAGUGCACCCUGUCUUGAGGGAAAUGGCAUAGUAGCAGCAGCUUCAGGUUUCAUACACACAUACUUGGAUGCAGCAUGAAAUGUUUGAUGACUGCUGAGGAUGUAUCUGGUCGGCCAUGGUUCAUUGACAUGUUCGUGCGAAAUUUGGAAUAGCCCUCCGACGGGGCCCUUGAAGAAAAGUAGGGUCGUAUAAAACUGAUAUAUGUGUGUAUAAAGCGCCAUACCAUGUACUCCAUGAUGCUGUACGAAUGAAUGUACUUACAAUAUUUCAGUUUCACAUCGACAGUGAAGCAUGGCGUUAGAGCAACUUCAAUGUGGUGACCCAAACGAACAAUGGACACCAAUUUUGUA